This is a messenger RNA of Symphalangus syndactylus (siamang), 604 nucleotides long. RefSeq names its product small nuclear ribonucleoprotein D1 polypeptide (gene SNRPD1). Gene Ontology annotation, biological process: spliceosomal snRNP assembly; RNA processing. NCBI's taxonomy places the organism in Eukaryota, Metazoa, Chordata, Mammalia, Primates, Hylobatidae. Gene Ontology annotation, molecular function: RNA binding. The record is from RefSeq and is a predicted model, not a curated record.
GUGCGUCUGCAGUGCUCCGCGCGCUCUUGACGUACGGAGUCACUGGUGUAGGCGCUUCCGGCCAUUCAUACUGCAGUCGGUCAGUGUUCGGUUGAAGGAUUCUUUGCGCUAUCGGACCCAGAGGGUGACGGCGCCGCUAGGAUGAAGCUCGUGAGAUUUUUGAUGAAAUUGAGUCAUGAAACUGUAACCAUUGAAUUGAAGAACGGAACACAGGUCCAUGGAACAAUCACAGGUGUGGAUGUCAGCAUGAAUACACAUCUUAAAGCUGUGAAAAUGACCCUGAAGAACAGAGAACCUGUACAGCUGGAAACGCUGAGUAUUCGAGGAAAUAACAUUCGGUAUUUUAUUCUACCAGACAGUUUACCUCUGGAUACACUACUUGUGGAUGUUGAACCUAAGGUGAAAUCUAAGAAAAGGGAAGCUGUUGCAGGAAGAGGCAGAGGCAGAGGAAGAGGAAGAGGACGUGGCCGUGGCAGAGGAAGAGGGGGUCCUAGGCGAUAAUGUCUCUCAAGAUUACAGUUUCAAAGUCAUACGGGAUUUGGGCUAUUUUUUGUACAGGUUGUGUUUGUUUAUGUCAGUUUUUAAUAAACGUAAAUGUGGGACA